AUGGCGACUGCAGCCCAGUCGAGCGGUGCCCACAGCAAUGCUACCUUCAGAGACAAGGAGAAGCCUCUGGCUGUGCGAUCAGCCAACAUUGUUGCUGCUAGAGCCGUCGCCGAUGCCAUCCGAACCUCGCUAGGACCCCGAGGUAUGGACAAGAUGAUCAGGAGCGGAAAGGGUGAGACCAUAAUCACAAACGAUGGAAACACCAUGUUGAAGAGCAUGUCUGUCAUGCACCCGACAGCCAAGAUGCUUGUCAACCUCUCGUCCGCACAAGACGUCGAGGCAGGAGACGGUACAACCUCAGUAGUUGUCAUCUGCGGCGCCCUGCUCGGUGCGGCAGACCGGCUAUUGGGCAAGGGCAUCCACCCGUCGGUCAUCUCCGAAGCCUUCCAAAGAGCCGCCGCGGCAGCGGUCCAAGUACUCCACGACAUGUCACACCCCGUUUCCCUAUCCGACAAUGCAACCCUCCUCCAGGCCGCGAACACGUCGCUAUCCUCCAAGAUCGUCUCACAGUACUCCGGCCUCUUGGGACCCAUGGCAGUCAACGCCGUCACGAAAACGAUCGAUAUCAAGACGGCAGACAACGUGGACUUGAAGAACAUCAGAAUCAUCAAGAAGGUCGGAGGCACGAUAGAGGACAGUGAGCUGGUCGAUGGCUUGGUUCUGACGCAACCAGUUCUCAAGGGAGCAGGUGGACCAGUGAGGGUGGAGAAGGCCAGAAUUGGCCUGAUCCAGUUCCAGUUGAGCCCGCCCAAGCCAGACAUGGAGAACACCAUCUCCGUCAACGAUUACCGCCAAAUGGACAAGAUCGUCAAGGAGGAACGUCAGUACCUCUUGAACCUGGUUAAGAAGAUCAAGAAGGCCAAGUGCAAUGUUCUUCUGAUUCAGAAGUCCAUCCUUCGUGACGCUGUCAACGAUCUUUCCCUACACUUCCUCGCCAAGCUCAACAUCCUUGCCGUCAAGGACAUUGAGCGAGAUGAGGUCGAGUUUAUCUGCAAGUCCACUGGCUGCAAGCCCAUUGCAGACAUCGACUCUUUCACAGAGGACAAGCUCGGAACGGCUGAUCUGUUUGAGGAGUCCCAGUCGAGUGGUGCCCGUAUGGUCAAGGUGACUGGUACAAAGUCCGCCGGCAAGACCAUAUCGAUCGUCUGCCGCGGCGCGAACAGCCUCAUCCUCGACGAAGCUGAGCGCUCACUUCACGAUGCCCUUUGCGUCAUCCGCUGCCUCGUCAAAAAGAAGGCCCUCAUUGCGGGUGGUGGUGCCCCGGAGAUCGAGAUUGCAGCUCAGCUUUCCAAGCAAUCACGAUCACUGACUGGUACAGAAGCGAUAUGCUGGAAGGCUUUCGCAGACGCGUUGGAAGUUGUGCCCACGACACUGGCUGAGAAUGCCGGUUUGAACAGCAUCAAGGUUGUCACAGACCUCAGACACAGGCAUGAGAUGGGCGAGAAGAAUGCGGGUGUCAGUAUCAAGAGCGGCGGUGUCAACUCGAAUAUUGCCAAGGAGAACGUAUUGCAGCCCCUUUUGGUGAGCACAAGUGCCAUUGAGCUGGCAGCUGAGACGGUCAAGAUGAUAUUGAGAAUCGAUGAUAUCGCUCUGACGCGGUAG
Anthostomella pinea is the source of this 1602-nucleotide messenger RNA. NCBI's taxonomy places the organism in Eukaryota, Fungi, Ascomycota, Sordariomycetes, Xylariales, Xylariaceae. The record is from the annotation of a GenBank genome assembly.